This is a messenger RNA of Psilocybe cubensis, 1320 nucleotides long. RefSeq lists its product as uncharacterized. The record is from RefSeq and is a predicted model, not a curated record. NCBI's taxonomy places the organism in Eukaryota, Fungi, Basidiomycota, Agaricomycetes, Agaricales, Agrocybaceae. The coding region runs from base 1 to 1320 and encodes 439 amino acids. The transcript is spliced from 2 exons.
AUGACUCUGCCAGAAUUCAAAAUCGUCUUUCCUCCUCCCCCACCUACGACUAACGAACUUACGGCCCAUCAACGCACACAGCUCGUUCGCAAAACGAGAAAGAUAGAGCAGCUACUGGGUACUACCCCAAGGCUCCUCGAUACGUCUACUAGGCCUGGAAGCCCCAUUCACGUCUCAUUCCCUCAUUCCCUACCCCAACGUCGGCUCACUAAGACUCGCCGAUCCUCAAUCGACUCUACAUCCUCUGCAUCCUCAUCCGGCUCCGGUUGUGUUAACCGAUCCUCUUCCCUCCGAGUAUCAAGAUCGAACUCGAAUUUGCGUCCGAUAAAUGGGUUCAAGCAUCUGAGCUCGGAAGCGAGCAUCGCCGAACUGUUUUCCGCGUAUGAGUACGACAAUACCGCUCCUCUUCUGCGGCUUGCUAUGGAGUCCAUGAGCCUGGACACUAUUCCCGCAUCGCCUGAUCCCACCCGCGAAUCGUUUGCAGUCAGCGAGGAGAGACCUGCUUCUACUGUAUUCACCACAGACGAUGCAUCCUCAUCACCCCGAAAUUCCCUCGUGCUGGAACCACCACCCUCUGCAAACAGCCUGCGCAAGCAGAAGAUGGACCGUCUUCGGAAGAAAUUAGGCUCGGACGUGCCCUUCGACCUCGUCUUUCCCAACUCCAGGGAAAGCAGCUCCGAAAAUACUCCCCCGCGCACCCGCGACAAGGCGUGUCCACCUCUGCCGGCCCCUUCACCGCGUCCUGCCAAGAGGCGCAUCGCAUCAUCGCGCGACUCUAUCUCCGAGAGCGUGACCAUCCAUCGCGCCGCGCGGCGUCAGCCCGCCCGCCCGCACUCACCCUCCACUUCUGUGCGAGAUAAUCGUGAGCCUCUGACGUCGACGCGUCACAAGAAGACGCGCUCUGAGCCACAGGCACCGCCCAGCUUACCACCUCUCAAUUUCAAGCGAAAUUUAUCCUUCAUCAUCGAGAGCCCUGAGGAGCAUGGCGCUGGGUGCACUGAGGAGUUUGGAAUCUCUCAUACGUCGUCCAAGUCAGAGAAGACGGAUGUUAAGGCUGGAUGGGUCGUACAGGCGUACAAUGCAGACGACGCCGAAUUCAAGCUGUGGAGCACGAGGAAAGGCUAUGAGGGUUGGAAUGAAAAGAAAGCAAAUCUUGCUCCCAUUUCCACCAUCUACUUCCCUUCUUCGAAUGACAAUGAUAGCUCCCCUUCUUCUGCAUCGUCUUCUCCACGUUCCUCUACAACUCCGGAUGCUGAACUCAAACGACGUUCUUCAAGCUAUCGCAAACCCGCUCCGACUAUUCCCAUCGAGCUGUUUUGA